UAUCUCUUCCCAGCGGAGACAAUAACCAAUCAAGAGGUUUAGAUUCCCACGUUUUAACUCCAGAAUCUCGCACACCAAAACCCGCAAGCUUAUAAGCCACCCCAUUUGCUGCUCGUCGAACAAACACAAAUUCACAGCUCACAAUCUGUUGCGCUAUUCUCCCAAAAGAUGGGCUAUGAACAAGUAUGGCUUUCCUACAAUCAACUAUUUAUCCCCUUCUUCUUUCUCUUCCUUUUCAAGGCCUCCACUUGCUUGCAUGCCCAACUCUGCACCCAAGAACAGAGCUCUGCGCUGCUGCAACUUAAAGGAACGUUUUCCUUCAAUAAAUCUGCUUCUUUAUAUUAUUGUGAUUAUAAUGGAAUCACUUCUUUUCCAAAGAUGGAGUCUUGGAAAAAGGGUUCUGAUUGUUGUUCGUGGGCUGGGGUCGAUUGUGAUGGGACGGGUCGAGUAAUUGGACUCGACCUCAGCUGCAGCUGGCUCCAAGGCACCAUCCAUCCUAAUAGCAGUCUCUUCCUCUCCUUUCCCCACCUUCAAAAGCUCAACCUCGCUUACAAUAACUUUUCCAUGUCUCGCAUCUCACCUGAAUUCACUCGGUUCACCGAAUUGACACACCUCAAUCUCUCUGAGUGUGGUUUUUCGGGCAAAGUCCCACCUGGAGUCUCCUUCCUAAACAAACUAGUGUCGCUCGAUCUCUCUUACAAUUUUGAUUUGAGAUUGGAAGAAGGCGGGUUCGAGUUACUCAUUCAAAACUUAUCCAAGUUAAGAGAUCUUGAUCUUAGCGAGGUAAACAUCUCUUCUUCGGUGUUUCCUAAUUCCUUGCUCAACUUGACUUCUUUAAGAACCCUCAGUCUCGGAGGUUCUGGUUUACAUGGAGAAGUCCCGCCUGGAGUCUCCUACCUAAACAAACUGGUGUCGCUUGAUCUCUCUGAAAAUUUUGAUUUGAGAUUGGAAGAAGGCGGGUUCGAGUUACUCAUUCAAAAUUUAUCCAAGUUAAGAGAUCUCUCUCUUAUAGGCGUGAACAUGUCUUCUUCGGUGGUUUCAAAUUCCUUGCUCAAUUUGACUUUUUUAAGAUCCCUUGGUCUCGGAAAAUCUGGUUUACAUGGAGAAUUCCCUAGCGGAGUAUUCCACUUACCACAUCUACAGAUCUUGGUAAUAUUGUUUGAGGAGGGUCUCACGGGUCAUAUACCCGAUUUCAUCAAUUCAACCUAUCCGCUCCAGAACUUAAUUCUCAUUGUCUCAGGAAUUUCUGGAAUAUUGCCGGACUCAAUUGCUAAUCUGAAGUCCUUGAAGCAAUUGGUCAUCUAUCAUUCCGAAUUCCACGGAUCCAUUCCUACUUCUCUCUGGAACUUUCCACAAAUCACUUCUGUGGACCUCUCAUCCAACAAUUUCAGUGGUAUCCUCCCGUCUUCAAUUUCAAACCUUACACAAAUCACUUCUUUGGACCUCUCAUACAACAAUUUCCAUGGUACCCUCCCAUCUUCAAUUUCAAACCUUACACAAAUCACUUAUUUGGACCUCUCAUCCAACAAUUUCAGUGGUUCCCUCCCAUUUUCAAUUUCAAACCUUGGAAAUCUCAAGACCUUAAGACUUUCGGAUAAUAAUUUCACAGGUCGCUUCUUUUCAUGGGAUGCAAACUUGCCAGAACUUCACUCCUUGGAUGUUGCAAACAAUAGUCUCACUAGUCCUCUUCCUUCACAAGUAGUUGUACCCCCAAAUCUAAGCUAUUUGAUCAUAGGCCGAAACUCGAUCAACGGUACAAUCCCAUCUUGGGUUUUCGAAUUACCCGCACUCAACUACUUAGAUCUCAGUUAUAACAAACUGAUUGGUCAUACACUUGAGUUUCAAUCCCCUUCGUUGGAGAUUAUUGAUUUGAGUUAUAAUGACCUAAAUGGUACUGUUCCAAAUUCAACCUUUGAACUCCGAAACCUUACCCACCUUAUUCUUUCUUCAAAUAGCUUUUCUGGAACCAUUCCUAGAUCAAAUAGAUUCAGUGAAAAUCUCAAUAUACUUGCUUUAAAGAUGAAUAACUUCUCUGGCACCAUUCAUGAUUCAUUUACUAGGAGAAAUAGCUUGACAACUAUCAAUCUUUAUGGCAAUGGAUUUGAAGGGCCAAUACCCAAGUCUCUGAUUAAUUGCAGAAUCCUAAAAGUGCUAGAUCUCGGAAGAAACAAUUUCUAUGAAGAAUUUCCGCAUUGGUUGGGAAAUUUACCGAACUUGCAUGUCCUAAUUUUGCAAUCCAACAAAUUUCAUGGAUCGAUCGUGACUUCCACGACCAAAUUUCCCUUCCCCGCAUUGCGAGUCCUUGAUAUGUCGAACAAUCGUUUCACUGGUCCAUUGCCCAUAAAGUACUUCAAAAGUUUCAAAGCCAUGAUGAAUGUGGAUGAAGAGAAUUAUCAUUUGAAGUACAUGGAAAGUAAUUAUGGUGAUCUUCAAACUUAUUUUGAUUCUUUGACUAUGGUAAUCAAAGGAUCGACCAUUGAAAUGGAACAAAUCCUUACAAUUUUUACAGCCAUUGAUUUAUCAAGGAACAAGUUCCAGGGUGAGAUUCCUGAGAUCAUCGGUGGGCUAAAUUCGAUUCGAGGACUCAACUUAUCACACAACAGCCUCACAGGUCAUAUACCAAAGUUGCUUGCGAAUAUGACCAAGCUUGAAUGGUUAGACCUCUCAUCAAAUGAGCUCACCGGGGAAAUCCCUCAACAACUCACGAAUUUAAUCUCUCUCGGAACUCUUAACCUUUCGCAGAAUCGCCUAACGGGGCCUAUACCUCGAGGCAAACAAUUCGACACAUUUUCGAAUGAUUCUUACUUCAACAACUCAGCCUUAUGCGGACCUCCAUUGUCGAAUACAUGUGGCGAUCCCAAGGCAACACAGCCACCACCGUUGACAUUUGAAGAAGAAGAUUCAGAGCAUGUGAGUGGAUUUGGUUGGGAAGUCAUAUUGCCAGGGUAUGGAUUUGGACUGGUUGUUGGACUUGUCAUGGGAUAUCUUAUGUUCUCGUUUGGUAAACCUCAAUGGCUUGUGAAGAUGGUUGAAAGUGUUGGAAACAGAAAUGGAAAGAGGCUGAAAAGCAAUGCUCGGAGACGUGGAGGCAGAAGAAAUUAAUUAGCAAAAUGCAAAUGGUGUUUUUGUAUGAUAUUAUGGAGGCGGCAUGAAGCUCUCGUCAGUCUCAGAUAUGAGGAGAAACUUUGGUUGUAGGAGGUGGAUCUAAUAUAUGGGAGAUGGGUAUAACUUCACUCUUAGUGUGUGAUUCAGUCCAUAACUACGUUGCUUUCUUUACAAUAAAUUUUCCUACUUAUGUAAUCAAUGAAUCUUUUUGUAUCCCCUUCCGGCCUUCCAAUCUACGACUGAACUGCUCUCUAGUUUCAAAAUAAA
Messenger RNA from Rhododendron vialii, 3372 nucleotides. Its product is annotated as receptor-like protein 6. The transcript is spliced from 2 exons. Gene Ontology annotation, molecular function: protein binding. Lineage: Eukaryota; Viridiplantae; Streptophyta; Magnoliopsida; Ericales; Ericaceae. The record is from RefSeq and is a predicted model, not a curated record. Bases 169 to 3102 code for a protein of 977 amino acids.